Messenger RNA from Oreochromis niloticus (Nile tilapia), 4347 nucleotides. It is a transcript of the gene cdc42se1, whose product is annotated as CDC42 small effector 1. Gene Ontology annotation, cellular component: plasma membrane. Lineage: Eukaryota; Metazoa; Chordata; Actinopteri; Cichliformes; Cichlidae. The coding region runs from base 365 to 688 and encodes 107 amino acids. Gene Ontology annotation, molecular function: small GTPase binding. Gene Ontology annotation, biological process: regulation of Rho protein signal transduction. The record is from RefSeq and is a predicted model, not a curated record. The transcript has 5 exons.
GUGGCCCUGAGCUUGAACGCGGGGGGAGGAGACGGACGGAGCUGGGGGUUUUGGAGGAGCAGAGGAUGGAUUUCCUGGUUGGAGCCACACCUCAGACUGAGAGAGCCCCUAAGAGCUGCAACGCUUUUCUUCCAGCCUCUGCUGUCGCUGCUCUGCGAUCAAGCGUGAAGGUGCAGCUUUGAACUCUCCGCACUUUGGAUUUGAUCUUUUCUUUUUUUCACCAGAUUUGUGGAAUAAACACGUUUUCUUCUUCAGCUGCUAAAGAUCUGUUGAAUUAAUCAGGGACAUACUGACUCCAGCCUGCGCUGGCGUUUUGGGGGUUUUAGGCGUCUGAGCUUUGUCGUCAGUCAAGUUUUUGGCCUGAAUGCCCCAGGAUUACCCUCAGGCUGUAGUUCCUCCUCUGGCCUGCAGGGCGGCAACAGAGAGCAGCAUCCGGCCGCUGGACAGACCGAGCCUCGGCAUGAGCGACUUCUGGCACAAGAUGGGCUGCUGCGUGGUAGCUAAACCACCGCCGAAGAAAAAGAGGAGGAAGAUUGAUCGCAGCAUGAUUGGAGAACCGACUAACUUCAUCCACCUCACACACAUCGGCUCUGGAGAGAUGGCAGAGGGCCUGCAGCCGUCGGGGUCGGUCCAGGAGCAGAUGAGGUCUAAAGGCCCAAACAUGAACGGAAGGAACAGCGUGUUAUAGCCGGAGUGUAUGACAUCGACCCAGACCAGCUGACCGACCUCUUCCUCUCCACACUGAGCCUCACCUCUAGCACUUGACUGCCAGCCAGGUGGUUUGACUCCCUCCUCCACCCUACUAAAGUGCCCUUGUGCAAAGCGCUGAACCCCUAACACCUACAGGAGGCACUAGCCUGACCAGAUAUAACUGUGGAUUUUUUUGUACUCACCAAGACUGAAAAUCAGUUCCCACUUUUAAAGAAACCAGAAUAAAACGAAUAUUUUUGGUCACUACAGGUUUCCCUGUCAGUAUUAACGUCAUUAGACUCCAUUUCCCAGCAUCCAUUUCAAUUUUUUCAGUAUCAAACAAAUGACAGGAUGUCUGUAUUUAUGAAAGAAAAAGGUUUUCUGGCUCCAAAGUGUUCAAUUUAAGAUUUCAUGUGGACGUUUUUUUCUGGAGUGUUUUUUACUGGACUUCAUUUCCAAGGAUGGCCCAUUGUUUAGUAUUCAGCUCCUGAAGGAUUAUUACACCUUUGUGGGGCUUCGUCAGCAGAUUCUGAACCGUGCGUAUGUUCAGGGAUCACGUGGCCAAAGCGAUUACAUCACUGGAUGUCCUCUCCCAGGACGCUGCUGGUGCUGAAUUUUAAAGGACUCUUGUUUUAGGAGACGGGAAAGUCCCAUGAAUCCCUGCUACACUGGACUGCACUGUGUGUGUGUGUGUGUGUGUAUGCUUGUGCUCUUACAUGUCGAUCUUUGUGGGGACCUGUGUGAUUGUUAGAUCAUGUGAGGACAUGCCUGCAGAGGGCUCAGAUUUGUUGUUCAGGUUGUGUCAUGGAGGGUCCUCACAACGAUAGAAAUCCAGACAUGCCUGUGUGAGGUCAUAUGUGGCUUGGUUCACUCGGAGAGGACUGGACCCACAGUCCUAAACCUCCACUAGAAAAACACCAAAAGUUAUCAUUAUUAUUGUUAUUAUUAUUCAGAAAGUUCUUUGUUUUUAUUUUUGACACUUUUUAAAUUCUUCAUCCAAUUACUGUGUUACUCAAACUGUGGUUCAGGGACCCCAAACGGGGCUUCAGAUGACAUAUUUUAGCUCCUUAUUUUUAGCGCACUGCUUGAAACAUCUGUUGUAAGCUAAGGUGUCACAGUUAUUACUGCUUUAAACGUGUGUAAUCUUCUGCUGUUCCUGAUUGGCUGUCUCACAUCUGCUCAGUUUUUAUCCAGAUGUUCAGGUUGAUCUCAGCUCACAAACCAAAUGUGUUUAAUGUGGUCAUGAAAAAGAUCAUUUUGUAGUUUUUGAAACAUCUGCUGAUAAAACUGAUGUUGAUGUUUCGUAAAAGUUUCCUUCCAGAUCUUUCUGUCAUAGCUGAACAUUAGUCCACAUUGUAUUUAUUUUUGUAAAUCACACUAACGUACAGGUUGGUCCAAAUGUGUCCCAGGUCUGUGUGCACCAGCCAAUCCUGUUUCACAUCCAGUUAUUAAAUGUGUUUGCCAGUAGGAGCCAGCACUGUUUGUUUCUGCUCCAAACACGCACACAAACGCAUCACAGUCAUGACAGUGAGCCAUGUCUUAUUGGUCGAUUUAUUCGAGUCGCACCGUUCAUGAACGCCAUCCUGUACCCAGAUGCUCUAACAGCAGCGCUGACUUGUCAGGGAAAACUGUCUGAAUGGUUACCGUGGAAACCACCGAGCGACGCGGCAGCUGGCCACUUCCUCCAAGCAGUGGCGAGGACAGGAACGCAAGUGCCCGAGCUUCAGGUGCAAUCGUUAACUGCGCAGAGCGUGGGAGGAGUUAGUCAGUAAUGAGUCUUUAUUGCUGGUCCUUGUAAAAGUAUUUGACUCAGCUCGUUUCAGCUUGUCGCUGAAAACGUUUGUGUUCACAAACUGAGACGUGCAGCGUUAACGCUGCAGUUAAACCAGCGUCGGGACGCCUCUGACCCGUGUCAACACUCGAUUGAAGUCUGAACCUGUUGUCCUUCGAUUAGUUCGUCCUGUUCAAAGACACAGGGACUGUUUUAGUGGACACGAAGGAAGGAUAGGUCUCUGAUUCCAACACUUUCACCUGGGACAAACUCUGUUUUCCUGUGGAGCAUCUUUGUUUUGGAUCAUUUUAGCUCCAGAAACUGUUACUCUCAUUCUAGACUCAUGCUGGGAACCUGAAUGUCUCCUCCACCAAGGCCUGAAGAAGAUCAGAAUGUUUUCUUAAGAUCAAGAUGUUCAGCCUGAGAUGUUUCAUUGUGAAUUUUUUUUCCAGGACAGCUGAAACUCGGAUCUUUAUCCUUUUUUUGUGUCAUAUCAAACAUAUUUAAUCCUCCUGAGAGGAAAUGCUCAGGCUGCUCUGAACGCUCAGCUUCCAACAGCUCGUUCUACUUUUAUAAUGGAUGUCUGCCCAUCGACUAACUGCAGGCUUCCAGGCACUGACCAAUCAGAAGACAGUGGGAUUUAGGGAGGGCUGUCUUAAAGAGACAGGAGCAUACAAGGGAUUGUUUGGAUCUGGGAGUCGUGCACAGAUAAUGAUUUGAUUACAAAAAUCUGACCAUGUCAGAAACCGUCCCGACUGCUGUGACCCGACUGCAUGUAGGUGAAGACAAGGAAGUCUCCAGGCUGGAGUCGACAUCGUGGCUCAGUCAUUCUUGCUCUUGGAUUCUGGAUUCUUGGAAAUUCAGAGUUGCGAGUUGAGCCGUCGGGUGCUGAAGCCUCUUCCUGUCGACAGUCCUUUCCCUUCAGGUGGAAACAGACCGAGUGCUUUUGUCUAAUUAUCACGUUAAGCUUUUAUUUUGUGAAAGACGCUGAUUCUAUUGGUGCAUAUGAUUGUUGCAUUGAGAGUACUGAUCACAGAGCUUCUCUGGAAGAGCCUCGGUGGGAGCGCUGUCCAAAACCACACAGUCCUCAUUAGAACAACUUUUACUUUUGCAGCUGUUUGUCUUCUGACACUCUGAUAAACUCUGAUGUCAGCCAAUCAGCAGCCCCCCUGCAGCUGCGCUGGGAUUAAAGUGAAUGCAAAUGAUUGGGCAGAAGAGUUUUAAUGGAUUUCUUCUGAGCUGUGUUCACGUUUGAUUAGCUGAGGAAACUGUCAGUCAGCGAGCUGUGGUGGUUUUGGUUUUAAAGCUGUGAGCGUGAAUCACAACACUUCCUGCUGGUCCAAUGAUGGUCUGCUGACCCGGCGAGAGCUGAGGAACGAGCUGAAGUCGGGAGCGAAGCUGAAACUGCUUCCUGCUUCCAUUACUGUGCAGAUGACUGAUGUGAAACGCUAAACUCUUCUGUGCACUGAGUAAUAAACUGAAUCACACAUUAGACUCGUGAGCCUGGCUCGGUUUACGAGGAUAUUUGUUCAAAGAUCUCGAAGGUUUUAACUCUGCAUGCAGGAAAAGUCACGUUAAUGAAAGCGAAGCUUGUGAAGUCGUCUUUGGUCUGCUGCGGUAAAGAGAUAAUAAAAUGCCAUCUCUCUGAUCUACAGCAGCUGUAUCCUUGUGUUUACAAAACCUGAUUUUCUCACCUCAUCUCCACCGUUGUAAAAACAGAGAUCACAGCGGUUAUUAAGGAAACAUUAAAGUGAUAUGAAUGAGAGGUUUGUGUGGCUUUUUCUGUUGUGUGAGCUGCUCCUCCUGCAGAGGCACAAAAACACCUUUAUUCUUAUGUAACGCGUGUCUCAUGAUGGCUGAAUAAAUCUGUCCGUUUCUCACCAAAA